AUGGGACAUGAGGAGCAUGGAGGGACUUGGCACAUGGAAGCAGCUCAACUGGAUACGCAAAGGAAGAAGGGAGAAGCCAUCUUGAAGACCAGCUCGACCGUCUACUCGACCAACCGGUCGAGUUCCUCAACUCGACCGGCCAAGCUUCAACUCGAUCGAGCUGAGAAGUCAAACUCGAUCGAGUUGAAGCUUGGCCGGUCGAGUAGAUGGUCGAGCUGGUCUUCAAGAUGGCUUCCUCCUUCUUCCUUUGCGUAUCCAGUUGAGCUGCGUCCAUGUGCCAAGUCCUGCUUUGCUCCUCUCGUCCCAUAUGCUCCAAAGUGCUCCAAAAGACCUAUUUCAAGGAUCAAACAUGCAUAUGUGUAUGCGAACUCGAUCGAGUCGGUCUACAGAAGACUUGGUCGAGCUAGACUUACAACGGGUAGAAAGAGGGUUCAGAGGUCACAGAGGGUACAAGAGGAACCUGAGGUGCUUGUUGCUGAUACAAUGGAUGUACCAGAGGGGAAUGGAAACCCUUUGGGCAAUGGACUCGGUCGAGCUAGGCAAACUCGACCGAUUGGUCAAGGAGAUGCUCCAAACCGCCACCAACAGAGACAAGGGAUUGUUCCACCACCAGUGCAGAACCACAACUUUGAGAUCAAGCUGGGAAUGAUCAACCUUGUCCAGAACAAGAUGUUCCAUGGAUUGCCAAGUGAAGACCCCAUUGACCACCUUGAUGAGUUUGAUAGGCUUUGUGAUUUGACAAAGAUCAAUGGUGUCUCUGAAGAUGCCAUCAAGCUGAGACUCUUUCCUAUGUCUCUAGCUGACAAAGCUCACCAAUGGGAGAAGAGCUUGCCCCAUGGCACAAUCACCACUUGGGAUGAAUGCAAGAAGGCCUUUCUUGCUAAGUUUUUCUCCACCGGUCGCACAGCCAAGCUUAGAGGAGAGAUAUCCAGCUUCAUCCAGCGAAACAAUGAGACAUUCGCAGAGGCUUGGGAGAGGUUCAAAGGGCUACACAAGUCAGUGCCCACACCAUGGAUUCAACAAUGA
Molecule: messenger RNA, 1026 nt
Organism: Microthlaspi erraticum
Lineage: Eukaryota; Viridiplantae; Streptophyta; Magnoliopsida; Brassicales; Brassicaceae
Source: the annotation of a GenBank genome assembly